CUAUCUCUAUCGACGGUAUUUUUAGUUCCACUUCAGAGCCGCCACCGGUAGAUCGGUUUACUACCGAAACUGUUUUUUUCCCACCUUGUUGAAGUUGGAAUUAACAGACAACCGCCAUUUAGCCAAACGUUUCUGAGGAGAACCAGCCGUACACUUUGUCAACAGCAGCCUGUUAAGCUCAGCUAAUUAGCUAGCAUUAGUUGGCUGGUUGGGCGGCUCGCAGCAUGUCGUACAGGAAAACUUUGAAACUUAUUUGCGGCUUCGCUGGAGGCUCUGCCGUCCUGUUUGCUGCUGUCACCGCCGCCGACUCCCGCGGUUACUUCGGCGAGCAGCGCGGAGAAGCGGCCGGUCGGUGGUCGAGAUUCACCGUCCUUCAAGCUGCGCAGCCGGCGUGGACACCUGCCAGCCACACUCCAACCCCAACUGGACACGCCUGGGACUUCAACUGGGACAAGAGGGACCCAUCUGCUCUGACCAAUGGGAAGAAGAAGAAGGAGAGUGCAACUGAAGACCCCAGCUCAGAGCAGGACAACGGCAAGCCAAAAGCCACACGCAACAUCCUCCUCAUCAGACACUCUCAGUACAACCUGAGUGGGAACAAUGACAAGGAGAGGAUCCUCACUCCACUAGGCCGCGAACAGGCGGAGUUGACGGGCCAGAGGUUGGCGGCGCUGGGACUGAAGUAUGAUGUUCUGAUUCACUCCAGCAUGACCAGGGCAACCGAGACUGCAAAUAUCAUCAGCAAACAUCUCCCAGGUAGUCCAGGAGUGGACCUGGUGAGCUGUGACUUGCUGAGAGAGGGGGCACCCAUCGAACCAGUCCCACCCGUCACUCACUGGAAGCCUGAUGCUGUGCAGUACCACGAAGAUGGAGCUCGCAUUGAGGCAGCCUUCCGCCGCUACAUCCACCGGGCUGACCCCACGCAGAAGGAGGACAGCUAUGAGAUCAUCGUGUGUCAUGCCAAUGUCAUCCGUUAUUUUGUCUGCAGGGCGCUGCAGUUCCCUCCAGAGGGCUGGUUACGCAUGGGCUUGAAUAACGGCAGCAUCACGUGGCUCACCAUCCGGCCCAGUGGCAGGGUGGCCCUUAGAACUAUGGGAGAUUCAGGAUUUAUGCCCCCGGACAAGUUAACGCGGACCUGAUGGCCCGACACGCGGCACGUUUCUGGGUUGCAGGGUCAAAGCUCAGUUUUCUCCUUAAGUGUCUUGAAAAUGACUUUUGAUGUUAUUAUUUUGUAACUGAAUCAUCUUCAUGUGAACAGAGACUGUGGUGGUGUUGUGAUUACUUCCCGUGCCAUAGAAGGCCAGCCGAAGGGAUUAACAGCUGCAUAGCAACUCCUCCUGAAUGUAAACUGAGGGUUUUUACACAAGUGACAGAUUUUUAAACCAAAAAAAAAAACUUGUAUUUGUAUAGCUGUUGUCCAUGCAGUUCAUUCUGUUAGCUUUAUGUGGCAUUACAUCGUGCUGAAGUGAGGAAUACAUGUUGUAUGGUACAGUUGUAGUAAAUAAAAGAAAAAUGACAAAAGCCUCA
Messenger RNA from Amphiprion ocellaris (clown anemonefish), 1527 nucleotides. It is a transcript of the gene pgam5, whose product is annotated as PGAM family member 5, serine/threonine protein phosphatase, mitochondrial. Gene Ontology annotation, biological process: positive regulation of mitochondrial fission. Bases 225 to 1139 code for a protein of 304 amino acids. Gene Ontology annotation, cellular component: mitochondrion. Lineage: Eukaryota; Metazoa; Chordata; Actinopteri; Pomacentridae. The record is from RefSeq and is a predicted model, not a curated record. The transcript has 6 exons.